CCUCAGGGCGGAAGUAGGGCUUCAGCAAUCUAAAUAACCCCUGGGGAAAGAAGGUGGCGGCCGCGGAGCAGUGCGCCUGCACGGGCAGCUUUCCCUGGUGAAGGGUUGAGGGCCAGACAGGGGCGGCUGGGCUCGGAGCCGACGAGGGUCAGGAUGGAUGAGGACGUGCUGACCACCCUGAAGAUCCUCAUCAUCGGCGAGAGUGGCGUGGGCAAGUCUAGCCUGCUCUUGAGGUUCACAGAUGAUACUUUUGAUCCAGAACUUGCAGCAACAAUAGGUGUUGACUUUAAGGUGAAAACAAUUUCAGUGGAUGGAAAUAAGGCUAAACUUGCAAUAUGGGAUACUGCUGGUCAAGAGAGGUUCAGAACAUUAACUCCCAGCUAUUAUAGAGGUGCACAGGGUGUUAUAUUAGUUUAUGAUGUCACACGAAGAGACACCUUUGUUAAGCUGGAUAAUUGGUUAAAUGAAUUGGAAACAUACUGCACAAGAAAUGACAUAGUAAACAUGCUAGUUGGAAAUAAAAUCGAUAAGGAAAAUCGUGAAGUUGAUAGAAAUGAAGGCCUGAAAUUUGCACGAAAGCAUUCCAUGUUAUUUAUAGAGGCAAGUGCAAAAACCUGUGAUGGUGUACAGUGUGCCUUUGAAGAACUUGUUGAAAAGAUCAUUCAGACGCCUGGACUGUGGGAAAGUGAGAACCAGAAUAAAGGAGUCAAACUGUCACACAGGGAAGAUGGCCAUGGAGGAGGAGCCUGUGGAGGUUAUUGUUCUGUGUUAUAAACUCUGGGAAAUGCCAUAUUUGAUCAGAUAGUGACAUCUUUCUGUAUAUAAACUCCUUAACUGCUAUUUUAGGGACCUUGCAGUUUGCACAUAUUUGUUUUGUAUCAUGGCAUAAGUACUUACAAGAAAUCUCACUCAUUGGCUUUCCCAGGUAAAAUGUUAUGGUAAGCAUGCACAGUUUGCAGUUUACAGUUUUUAUGUAACAUAAAAUUGGUGUACCUUUUAUAAGUACACUUGAUUUUAUGAUUUACAUUUAUCAUGUGAUUUUUAAAAAUCCACCUAUCUAAUAUAUGUGAGAACAAGGUCUAAUUUUGGUCUUUUUUUUUUUUUUUGCUUAAAUACUCCUAUCAAUUACUGAAUUAAUUGAUAUGUAGAACUCCUAGAACUGCUGAGAGAUUACAGGUAUCCAACCUGGUGAGUUUCUUCAAGAAUAACAAAAAGCAUGAUUCCACAGCUUUCCCUAGGAUGUCUGCUGACAGAUUCUCUUGUGGUAUUAAGCAAAAUUCUUUUUAUAGAAUGCAGUCCAGGCCAAUUUAUAAUUAAAUUUCUGUUCUGAUGAUGCUUCUAAAAUAGCAUUGAUAUGUUAAAGAAGUUUGAUCUUUUUAAUUUACUUCAAUGAGUAGCUCAGUUGCUUAACUGGAGUUUUAAUUCUGUGAUAUGUACAUUGGAUUCAUGACCCUUAAUGCAGCAUUUUUAGUGGGUGUUUGGCAGAAUGGCAAUAAGGUUUUCCCCAUUUUGGUUUCGGAAAGACACGAAUAGAGUGUUUUUGUGGCUCAUGUUGUACUUACCCUUUGAAACCAACACCUUUUUCUAUAAAUGUUGAUGGUGUUCGUCCAGGUACCUCCAUUGUAGCUGUGUAAUGUUUAUGAAUAGCUGUAUCUAAUGACUUCCAUAAAUGGCAUGUUAAUAUUCAAAAACCUAUGUCUGUAUUUUGAGGGUUGGGAUAAAAAACACUAAAUUACAAUUUGAGAAAGACAUAUUGCUUCCAGAUUUUGAUGUGUGUGGGGAAAUAGUGUUGCAAUGAAAAUCUUGGUAAUUUAUUGUAACAUGUAGUCAAUAUUUUAUUAAAACCAACUUGUACAGACUAAUAAAUCUUUCCCACAAUAUUCAGUUUUCUAACCUCUA
Molecule: messenger RNA, 1899 nt
Organism: Myotis daubentonii (Daubenton's bat)
Lineage: Eukaryota; Metazoa; Chordata; Mammalia; Chiroptera; Vespertilionidae
Gene: RAB18
Product: RAB18, member RAS oncogene family
Molecular function (GO): GTP binding; GTPase activity
Source: RefSeq, a predicted model, not a curated record